AUGGACUCUGUGACAAAUUUUUUCUGGAAUGAAGAAUCUCAGGGCAAGGAUCCAAAGACACUUGUGACUCCAAGUAAUGAACAAGAUGAUACAUUUAAACAACGAAAUGUUGUUAAUUCAGAUAACACAUCCUUAAAGAAACAAACGUCAGGGAAUACAGAUGGAUCAAAAAGUGGGAACACCAAAAGUACUAAAGAUAAAAAGAAAUAUGUCGCUGAAGGAUCCAAAGAUGGUUCCACGAGUUUACAGCAAAUGAUGACAGACACCUUAGUGGAGAAGGUUAUAAAGAUGGCUUUACCACCAACUUCUGAUUCUUCAAGGAUAAAUAUUGAGCAACGUAGUGUGUUUAGUAAGACUAGACCUAGUAUGUCUGUUCAAAUAAUGAGUAAUAACUUUAUUCAAAUGAAUUCGAGACUUAGUAUUCCAUUCAUUAUGAUAAAUGAGGUAAUCCGUUUAAUGAGCUGGGAAAAUGUACCCUUCACUUUAUCCAUUUUGUUGGUAAUAACGUUUGCUAUUUUAAAACCCCUUGUAACUGCAACUUCAGGACCCUUAUUUUAUAUCCUAUUUGGUAUCAUGGUCCCUAAAUACAUGUAUGUGCAUAAACCAAAUAAGAUCAAAAAUCUGAAGAAUAAUAAUACACCCGCACAAGGUCCAGCAUUAAGGAAACCUGCCAUACCUGAACCUGUUCCAGAAUUAAGUCAGGAAUUUGUGUUGAAUCUGACAGAUCUACAAAAUCAUAUGCUAUUAUACGUAUGGCUUUAUGACACUAUUAAUUCUUUUUUGUUAAGUUUUGCCUAUUUCGUCAAUGAACAGAUAUCGUGUUUAGUUUUUAUUUUGCUCUUGUUAGUGGCAAUUUUGAACCUUUUAUUUAUCGAGAACAUUGCACAAUGGGUGCCAAUUAAAUUCAUUUUGGUGUUAUUUGUAUGGGGAUUUGUCAUUGCUAUGCAUCCAAAUAAUAGAGAAUUAAUCUUGAAACAAAUGAAUUCAGAAGAGACACGUCUUAAAACUUUAUCUUUUAUUGCAUCAUAUGAAACCUUGAUAAAGCAACAUUUGAGGUAUGUUGAAGCAAAAGAAAAUAAACUUGUUAAAGUAUAUGAAAUACAGAAAUAUAGAGAGACUUAUAAAGAAUGGAGAACUGUUGGGUUUUCAAAUGAUGAUUACUGUCUGUUUUCUGAUUUACGUAUUAAGGAAUUAAAUAUUUCCGAUUAUUGUACAAAAUUACUAGAUGAUGUGUUACCUCCGAGUGACUGGGAAUGGGUUCCAGGAUCUUCAUGGGUAUUGGAUCUGAAUCCCCAUGAAUGGGUUGAAGAUAAUUUUAUUCAGAAUGUAGAGAUUGAUUCUGAGACCAAAUGGGUAUAUGAUGUGGAUUUCGAUGGAUUUCGUGGAAAAUAUAGACGUAGGAUGUGGACAAACAUGGUCACAAGGAUUAUUCAGACGAAAGAUACUAAUUCUGUUAAUGUCGAUAAAGAUGAUGGAGAACAAGUUAUAGAGGAAGUUGUUAAUCCGUUAAGGGAAGAAAUUUCAAAUCGUGAGUCCAGUUUCCAUGGUGUUGCAAGAGACUCAUUGGCCGGUGCUCAUAAUAGUAGCAUGAUUUCUGAGGGUAACAGGAUGAAUGACUCGCUUCUCAUGGAAGGAGACGAAACUGUUGACAGUAGCCUGCCAAAUGAAGGAUCAUUUAAUGGUAUUAAUGAUAUGACGGAUUUCCUCAAUACUGCUGUUUGA
This is a messenger RNA of Maudiozyma saulgeensis, 1722 nucleotides long. Lineage: Eukaryota; Fungi; Ascomycota; Saccharomycetes; Saccharomycetales; Saccharomycetaceae. The record is from the annotation of a GenBank genome assembly.